Olea europaea var. sylvestris is the source of this 1273-nucleotide messenger RNA. Its product is annotated as binding partner of ACD11 1-like. NCBI's taxonomy places the organism in Eukaryota, Viridiplantae, Streptophyta, Magnoliopsida, Lamiales, Oleaceae. The record is from RefSeq and is a predicted model, not a curated record. Bases 216 to 1043 code for a protein of 275 amino acids. The transcript is spliced from 5 exons. Gene Ontology annotation, molecular function: RNA binding.
UGCAAUCUAAAGUCGCGUUUGCGACUUCUAAUUUGGAACUUCACACUCCAGACGCCCACCGUUCUGCUAUUCUCCCUGGAGCCUUCACGCCAUAUAAUUCCUCGCCCCAGUACCAACUGAAAAUAUCUAUCUAUAAAUUCAUCUCAUCAAGAUUCCACAUUUCAAAUAAAUCGGUAUUGUUUUUUGCUCUCCUGGUUUCGAAUCCUCCCGUACUAAUGUCGGUAAGAACAGUGAAAGUGAGCAACGUCUCUUUAGGUGCUUCUGAACAAGAUAUCAAGGAGUUCUUUUCUUUCUCUGGGGAAAUUGAACAUGUUGGAUUAAAGAGUGAGAAUGAGCGGUCGCAAACUGCAUUUGUCACUUUCAAGGAUCCUCAGGGUGCUGAAACUGCUGUUCUUCUUUCGGGAGCUACCAUAGUUGAUCAGACAGUUACCGUAGCCCUCGAACCAGAUUACGUGCUGCCGCCUACAGCUUCAGCUGCAAUUGCUGCAGCAGAAAACAAGAAUGAAGGCGGUGCUGCAUCUGUUGUCCAGAAGGCAGAAGAUGUCGUAAGCAGUAUGCUCGCAAAGGGUUUUAUCUUGGGGAAGGAUGCACUUAACAAAGCAAAAGCCUUGGACGAGAAGCACCAAUUCACUUCCACUGCUUCAUCCAAAGUAGUUUCAUUGGACCAAAAGAUUGGGUUGAGUGAGAAAAUCAGCCUCGGAGCAACCAUUGUCAAUGAUAAAGUGAAGGAAAUGGACCAGAAGUUUCAGGUUUCCGAGAAGACUAAGUCUGCUUUUUCAACUGCCGAGCAGACGGUUAGCAAUGCUGGAUCUGCCAUUAUGAAAAACAGAUACGUUUUGACUGGUGCUUCGUGGGUAACUGGUGCUUUCAAUAGGGUUACCAAGGCUGCUGGUGAAGUUGGGCAAAGGACGAUGGAUAAGGUAGCUGAAGAAGACACUGGAAAAAAUGCGGAAGCAGGAUAUGCUCACGUUCAGAGCUCUGAAUCCCCCAAAGCUGCAACAAUUGAAACGAAGCCCUCUUCUCCUCGGGGCUUGGUUCUUUGAAGUAUGAACUAUAUAUUUUCGACAACUCUAAGGUGGGAUUCGUUUACGUUCUCUCGAUUAUUGUUCAGACUUUUGCAUUGAAUAGUCUAGAAGUUCCGGGGAUAUAUAUAUAUAUAUAUAUUACUCAAUACUCUCUGUUUUUAUCUAUACUGGUGAAUGAAAUUCUCUCUGGCCUGAUAAGUUGUAACUAGAUGAUGAUUUUUUUAUUUUAUUUUAUUUAUUAUGCAAAA